UGUGUGUGUUUGCAUGUUGUACACACGCAUACAGUAUCUGAAAUUCAGGCGUUUGCACGGCUCAACAGAGGCUCAGAGACACUGGUGAGAACUUGACUACAUAUGUAGAGAUAUAGACCUUACAAUGAAGAACAGGUGUUACAGGACAACUAUUUGAUAUUGAAUGAAGUGUUUGGAAUUUUUAUCUAAACCUUAAUGUUAAUCCAGUGUUUGGGUGUGUUUUUGAUGCAGUUUUCCUCCUCAGAGCAACAACCAACUGGAUUUCUUUAUUUUAUUUACUUUAUUUUUAAGUUUUUCAUUGACAUUUUGGAUACAUUUCUGCUUUAGUGCAAAACACAGCAGAGGGAGUCACCAGGAAAUAAAUGCGCGUGCACCCCGAGGGUCUCAUCCACACAAAUGGCGAGCCAGGAGAGCCAUCUGACAGCCACACUCCUCACCUCCAUCCUGGCUGCGGUGCUGGGCUCACUGCAGAUCGGCUACCACACCGGCAACGUCAACGCUCCAGCCAAGAUCAUUGAAGAGUUCUUUAAUCACACCUGGAGAGCCAGACACAACCAGUCGAUUCCAGAUCACAGUCUGACUCUGCUGUGGUCGCUGUCGGUCAGCAUUAAGGACUUUGGGGCCUUGCUCGGUUCACUGGGAGUCAAAUAUGUAGCAGAUUCUUACGGCAGACGGAACUCCAUCUUAAUAGUGAACUGUCUCUCAGUGGUGGGGGCUGGUCUGAUGUUUGCGUCUAAAGCCAGUGAGUCGUUUGAAGUGCUCAUCCUGGGACGUUUGGUGUUUGGCCUGUUCUGUGGGUUAGUGAUGAGCCUGAAUCCACUCUACAUCCAGGAGGUGUCUCCCACCAACCUGAGAGGCGCCUUUGCUACGCUCAACCAGGUGUCCUUCGCCACAGGAAUCUUACUGGGAAUGGUGAUUGGUCUGGAGUCGGUGCUUGGUACAGAGCAUUACUGGGCCAUGAUGUUGUCUUUGUCUUUGAUCCCGGCACUGAUACAGUACCUGGUUCUACCGUUCUGUCCUGAGAGCCCGCGAUACCUGCUCAUCAACCGGGGGGAGGAGAGCAAGGCAGAGGCUGCUCUGCUGAGGCUGAGGGGGAGAACAGAGAAGGUGUUCGCUGAGCUGGAGGAGAUGAAGGAAGAGGCCGCACACACUCACACCGGUGUCACUAUCCACGAGUUCUUCAAGAAACGCAGCUACAAGCAGCCAAUCAUCAUUGUCCUCAUUGUCAACUUAGGCAGCCAGCUGUCUGGAUUCAACGCGAUCAUCAAUUAUUCCACCAAAAUGUUCCAGGCCAAGUUUGAAGAGGCCAAAUACCUGACUCUAGGUGUGGGAGCUGUCAACGUGACCUUCACUUUGGUAGCAUUCUUCCUGAUGGAAAGGGCAGGGAGGAGAAGGUUGCUCCUGACUGGUUUCAUCUCAAUAGCAGUGUGCAACUUGUUAAUGACCAUAGUGGAUUCUGUCGUGUAUCUGGCCCCAGGACUAGGCAGUCUGCAGGUCCUGCUGGUUUUCUGUCUGAUUUCAGCCUACGAGCUGGGUCCUGGUCCCAUCUCCUGGUUCAUCGCAGCCGAGUUGUUCGACCAGCCGGGCAGACCCAUCGCUAUGGCCUUCACCAGCAUGCUCAACUGGGGAGGGAAGUUUGUUCUGGCUCUGCUGUUUCCUCCGUUACUGAAAAUCUGUGGCGAGUACAUCUACCUCCUCUUCAUGAUCGUGGCUCUGCUCGCCUUCAUCUUCACCUGGAUUCGCCUCCCGGAGACAAAAGGUCGCACAUUUGAUGAAAUCGCAGAGGAGUUCAGAGGAGCAGAAAGCAUUCUUCUGCACAAUAAGCCUGGAUUCAACACUUUCACCUGAACGCUCUUUCCACCUGUAUUACCAAUCAUAGUCAUACUGUUAAGGGCCAGUUCACCCUACUAAAAAGUCUUCUCACAUUAUGGUAUGAUACAGGAAGUCAUAUGAAAGCAACGAAGUCACUGAGUUUUAACCAAGAGAUUCUGCUGAGUCUAAAUCAAGUCUCCACAAACAGAAUCUGAGUUCUAAUCAUCCAUGUUGAAGUCCAGAUGCAUUCAAGUCUUUUACAUAUAUAGAACUAAUGACACAAUUGUGCCUAUUUGAAGUUAUUUUGAGUCAAUUGACUGUGUCUACAUUUUGACAUAAAAUCUAUGUUUGUAAAAUGUACUAUUGAAAGUAAAAUAAAAUAGCAAAAUAGCAAAUAAAUUUGAUUUACUAUAUUAUAAUUGUACAAUGAGGAUGGCUCCUUGCUCCCCCUUAUGCAUGUCAGGUGUGGAGCAACUUUGGCAGUGUUCUAGGGGGCGCUGUAGAGCUUUUUUGCCAAAGACAGUCCUGUGAGCAACAUCAGAUUUGACAAGUGCGUCAAAUUUCGUGAGUAUUGGAGCGUCCAUUGGAUCCUGUUUGUUCGCAAAUAUUUGACUUUGCACCGAUGCCAUGGUAACACACCGUUUUAUGAUGAGCACCAAAAAUAUGCUUUAAAUUUAGAUUCAUAUACGGGCGGAGCAUUCUGUCCAUACUCCACCGUCAUGUGCUUUAUAUCAGUAAGAUUUUAGAAGAAGUUCACACAUACACAAACUACUUCCCCCAGUCAUGAUUAUCCCUAUAAUGAAAACUCACAACAUUCAUCUUAUUGUUGUUCAGGGGCCACACACAGCACAAUUUAAUCUCAAGUG
Messenger RNA from Solea senegalensis (Senegalese sole), 2678 nucleotides. RefSeq names its product solute carrier family 2, facilitated glucose transporter member 1 (gene slc2a1c). Lineage: Eukaryota; Metazoa; Chordata; Actinopteri; Pleuronectiformes; Soleidae. Gene Ontology annotation, cellular component: membrane. Gene Ontology annotation, molecular function: hexose transmembrane transporter activity. The coding region runs from base 397 to 1848 and encodes 483 amino acids. The transcript is spliced from 11 exons. Gene Ontology annotation, biological process: monosaccharide transmembrane transport. The record is from RefSeq and is a predicted model, not a curated record.